AUGUAAUCAGAAGCAAGAUAAAAGUAAAAGUUAGUCUUUUUGGGAAACUCGUUUGUGGGUAAAACAAGUAUAAUCGAACGAUUUGUAUAAAAUACAUUCGAUCCAAAAUCUCAGCCCACUGUUGGAAUUGAUUUCAUAAGCAAAAAUAUGACUAUUGAUGGAAAAACUAUGCGCUUAUUGUUGUGGGACACUGCUGGAUAAGAGAGAUUUCAUUCAUUGAUUCCUGGAUAUGUCAGAGAUGCUUAAUGCGCUGUUAUCGUUUUUGAUGUCACAUCUAGACAUUCAUUCGAAAGUUUGGAUAGAUGGUUCAAAGAAGUGAAAUAAACAAGAGGCAAUGAAGCUCUCAUUGUCAUUCUAGGAAAUAAAAUAGAUGCAGAAAGAGUGGUCAGUGCAGAUGAAGCUAGGGAAUAUGCCAUCAAAAAAGAUAUCCUCUAUUAUGAAGUGAGUGCCAAGACAGGUAAGGGAAUCGAAGAAGCCAUGGAAUAAAUUUGUUUGGCAUUGCCCACUGAGCACUCUCUACUCAUAACAUAAUCAUAAGUUAAUUAAUCAUAAUUUGAACAGUAAACAGUGGCCUCCAACAGAAAACCCGUUCAUCUAGAUCAGAAUGGACUCAAAUAAUUCUAAUAACCAGCAGCAGUUAAAAAUAAUCAAUGCUGUGCUAAAUCUUAAUGA
Molecule: messenger RNA, 672 nt
Organism: Paramecium tetraurelia
Lineage: Eukaryota; Ciliophora; Oligohymenophorea; Peniculida; Parameciidae
Exons: 3
Molecular function (GO): GTP binding; GTPase activity
Source: RefSeq, a predicted model, not a curated record